AUGGGCAGCGCACGUCCGGGGACCCGGGACGACCUCGAAUUCAGCGGGAAUGCGCAAAUUAGACAAAGCAACCGACCAUACCCACUAUUUUACGGCAUCACCAUCAUUUACCUGGAACUAUCGACUUCCAAGACUGCGGCCAUCGGAACUCGAGCCGCGACCAAUGGAGAGCGGUCAGUGGUCAGCGGUCAGAAUGCCAACCGUACAGUUGCUGGCCUUACUUUGGAGUGUGACUUGAGCAAGCUUGAUCAUGCUAUGAUGUCGCGCCUUCCUCAUCCAGCUUUACUCGAGACAAGCUGCGCCGUUGGCAACCAUGCAAUCAGAAGAGUCCAUGCACGGAAGAUUCCAUCCAGACAAGGCUCCCCCUUCGCAGCCGAGCCAGGGAAAGCGAAGCGAGAACCGCAGCUGCCAAUUCCCGGCGUCAUGGUCCACGCCGUGGUCCAACCGUCUCACUUUAGGGUGUGCCGUCAUUUCAGCACUUGCAAACCUGGAGAACGUUUUUGCAAGGCUUCCACCCCAAGCGGUGGCAACAACGGCCCGCUAAGAACACCGACCCAAGCUCUCGAGGACCAUGCAAGGCAACCUGUCGGAUUGAACAAAGUUGAUCGUUUUCCUCAAGCAGAGAAUGACGAGCCGUAA
Dothidotthia symphoricarpi CBS 119687 is the source of this 639-nucleotide messenger RNA. RefSeq lists its product as uncharacterized. The transcript is spliced from 3 exons. Lineage: Eukaryota; Fungi; Ascomycota; Dothideomycetes; Pleosporales; Dothidotthiaceae. The record is from RefSeq and is a predicted model, not a curated record. Bases 1 to 639 code for a protein of 212 amino acids.